AAACAAUGCCCGGAGAUGAGAGCAAACGGGUCAAAUAAGCGAGCGGAGCAUUCCAAGAGAGGAAGGCGUGGUCGGUCAGCGAGUUCCCAUCAGCCACGGACGAAUCUCCACCAUGCACUCUCCCGUUCCCUCUCUCUUCCUCUUCUUCUUCUUCCUCUGCUUCGCCCAUGGCACCGCCCACCUCGACGGCCCGCCCCGGCACCGUUGCCCCCCCACAAGUUGCCCCAGCGGGCCGCGGGUCCGGUUUCCGUUCUGGUUCCCAGGCCGCCAGGGUCCCGAGUGCGGCUAUAAGGGCUUCGAACUGAUCUGCGACGACCGUGGGCGGACUGCGCUCUCGGUCCCAAACACCUCACAACCGCUACUCGUCGAGUCCAUCGACUACAAAUCCCAGUCCGUCGUCCUGCAUGACCCCACCGGGUGCCUCCCCUUGGUGAUCGCGAACCUCACCCAAAGUCGCUUCUCCGCUAGCAAGUUGUAUUCGAACCAGGACCCCUACAACUACGUCCUGUUCAAGUGCCCCCCGCCCGAUAGAGACUACAUGACCGAGGUGGCUUGCCGGAGCAAGCCCCCGUCGUACAGAGUCUACGCCGUUGAAUCAUCCGACUAUGUCGGAAACUUGCCGCUGGUGUACUGCGAGAGGAGCGGGAGCGUCGACCCGCUGCCGAACCCGAUCGAUGACAUGAUCGACCAGGCCCAGUUCGAAUGGACAACGCCGGACUGUAAAAAGUGCGCAGAGGGGUUAUGUGGAUGGAACGGGAGCAAAAUCGAAUGCUUUCCGCCUCGUCAUGGACAGCCGGCAAUAUUAAAGUUAGAGAUUACCGGAGGCAUCGUGGGCUCGUUAUUACUUCUUGUCGGAUUGAUCGGACUCGGCUAUGUCCUCAACGAAAGAAGAAGAGAUAAAGCAUUCCAACUCAAGAUCGAGAGCUUCUUGCAUGACUAUGAGGCCCUCAAGCCCACCCGUUACUCCUACAACGACAUCAAGAGGAUAACCAAUGACUUCGAGGAGAAACUAGGCCAGGGGGCUUAUGGAACGGUCUACAAAGGGAAGCUUUCGAACGAGAUUUUUGUCGCCGUGAAGAUGCUGGACAAUUCGUUCGGGAAUGGAGAGGAGUUCAUCAACGAAGUGAGCACUAUGGGAAGGAUUCACCACGUCAACGUGGUUCGGAUGGUGGGUUUCUGCGCUGAUGGAUUCCGAAGAGCCUUGGUGUACGAGUUCCUGCCGAACGAGUCUCUGGAGAAGUUCAUAUUUCAGGGCGAAGACACUCUCGACCCUUUCCUUAGUUGGGAGAGGCUCCACGACAUCGCUCUUGGAGUGGCCAAAGGCAUAGAGUAUCUUCACCAGGGGUGUGAUCAUAAGAUCCUCCAUUUUGACAUCAAGCCACACAAUAUCUUGCUGGAUGACAACUUCAAUCCUAAGAUUGCGGAUUUCGGUCUGGCAAAGCUAUGUUCCAAGGAACAAAGCGCAGUGUCCAUGACUGCAGCCAGAGGUACCAUGGGCUACAUCGCCCCAGAAGUCUUCUCCAGGAACUUCGGAAGCGUAUCCUCUAAGUCGGACGUGUACAGCUUCGGAAUGCUGCUGCUUGAAAUGGUGGGGGGGAGGAAAAACGUGGACGUGAACGCCAAGAACAUGAGUCAGAUGUACUUCCCGCAGUGGGUCUAUAACCAUCUGAAUAAGGGUGAAGAGCUUGAAAUACGAAUCCGAGAGGACGGCGACUGUAAGAUUGCCAGAAAACUGGCAAUCGUGGGGCUCUGGUGCAUUCACUGGUACCCGGCAGAUCGGCCUCCCGUGAAAGUGGUGGUUCAGAUGCUGGAGGGAGAAGAGUGCCCCGUCAUGCCAAAAAAUCCUUUUGUUUCCUCUAAUUCAGGGGAAGCUGCGACCAUGCAGGGAAGACUCUGGAACACGAAUCUAGAGGUUAUCGAGGAAAGUAAAAAAAGAACAGUGGAUCUUUUGGCCGAGGUUAAGCCAAAAGGUACUGAUGCCUCAGAAGACGUGGCCGCAAGCUUCUGUCGUCUUAUGUUUUCUGUCUUCCUUCUCUCCAUCACCCAUGGCUCUCGAGGUGGCUCGGCUCGGACGCAAUGCCCACGACUCCGGUGGCGAAGACGGCGAGGGGGAGGUUUUGCAAUUCAGAAACCCGGAAACCGCCGGUGGCUGCUAACGGAGCAGAGGAAGAGAGAGAGAGAGAGAGAACAAGAUCCAGUAGAUUUUUCAACCUUUCUUUUUCUUAACAUUUGUCCGCAUCGCGUCGUCAACCUAAGUUCGCGAUUGGAUUUCAGUAAAAGAAUAAUUCAUCGUGCCGUGACAAAGACGGUUGCCCGAGAGACGAGAAAUGAAAACCAGCGACCAUUCCUGGUCAUGAAUGAGCAAAGCUCCGGCAGCGAACAGGUCUUAUUCCAAGAGAAGGAAAGUGCAAGGAACAAGUCGGGGCCCAUUAUCAAUAACAAGAAACAGCACAGCCCUCGCACAACACCUCAGUUUCGUCAACACCACCGCCACAUCUCCUCCAUGCACUCUCCGAUUCCGUCUCUCCUCCUCUUCUUCCUCCUCUGCUUCGCGCAUGGCACCAAAGACCUCGGCCACGUUCCUACCCGGGACCGUUGCCCCCGCGGAGGGUGCUCCCAUGGGCUGCCGGUCCACUUCCCGUUCUGGCUCGAAGGCAGCCAUGGUCCCGAGUGCGGCUACCCAGGCUUCAAACUGUUCUGCAACCAGGAUGGGCAGACUGCGCUCUCGGUCCCAAACGCCUCGCUAGUCGUCAAGGACAUCGACUACGUCUCCCAGUUCGUCGUCCUGCAUGACCCCACCAAUUGCCUUCCCUUCCGGAUCCUGGACCUCAACCACCUUGGCUUCUACGCGUCCAAAUACCCGUACCCGUACGAUAAUUCCUACAACUACACCCUGUUCAAGUGCCCACCGCCAGACAGGACCUACCUGACCAAGGCAGAUUGCCUAAUCAUGCCCGGGUCGUACAAAGUAUACGCCGUUGAAUCCUACAGGUCUAUUGGAGACUUGCCGCUGGUGUACUGCGAGAAGAUCGGGAGCCUCAACUCGCUGCCGAACGCGAUUGAGUACAUGAUCCCCGAUGCUCGUUUCGACUGGAAAGAGCCGGACUGUAGGAAAUGCACGAAGGACGGGUGGUUGUGUGGAUGGGACGGGAGCAACAUCACAUGCAAUCCACCUCCUCGUGGACACCCCGCAAUAUUAAAGUUAGAGAUCACCGGAGGCGUCGUGGGCCCGUUAUUACUUCUUGUCGUAUUGAUCGGACUCGGAUAUGUCCUCAACGAAAGAAGAAGAGAUAAAGCAUUCCAACUCAAGGUCGAGAGCUUCUUGCAUGACUAUGAGGCCCUUAAGCCCACACGUUACUCCUACAACGACAUCAAGAGGAUAACCAAUGACUUCGAGGAGAAACUAGGCCAGGGGGCUUACGGAACGGUCUACAAAGGGAAGCUUUCGAAUGAGAUUUUCGUCGCCGUGAAGAUGCUGGACAAUUCGUUUGGGAAUGGCGAGGAGUUCAUCAACGAAGUGAGCACUAUGGGAAGGAUUCACCACGUCAACGUGGUUCGGAUGGUGGGUUUCUGCGCUGACGGUUUCCGAAGAGCCUUGGUGUACGAGUUCCUGGCGAACGAGUCUCUGGAGAAGUUCAUAUUUCAGGGCGAAGACACUCUCGAUCCUUUCCUUAGCUGGGGGAGGCUCCAUGACAUCGCUCUUGGAGUGGCCAAAGGCAUAGAGUAUCUUCACCAGGGGUGUGAUCAUAAGAUCCUCCAUUUCGAUAUCAAGCCGCACAAUAUCUUGCUGGAUGACAACUUCAAUCCUAAGAUUGCGGAUUUCGGUCUGGCAAAGCUAUGUUCCAAGGAACAAAGUGCCGUGUCCAUGACUGCAGCCAGAGGUACCAUGGGCUACAUCGCCCCAGAAGUCUUCUCCAGGAACUUCGGAAGCGUGUCCUCUAAGUCGGACGUGUAUAGCUUCGGAAUGCUGCUGCUCGAAAUGGUCGGGGGGAGGAAAAACGUGGAUGUGAAUGCGAAGAACAUGAGCCAGAUGUACUUCCCGCAGUGGGUCUAUAACCAUCUUAAUAAAGGUGAAGAGAUUGAAAUACGAAUCCGAGAGGACAGCGACCAUAAGAUUGCCAGGAAACUGGCAAUCAUAGGGCUCUGGUGCAUUCACUGGUACCCGGCCGAUCGGCCUCCCGUGAAAGUGGUGGUUCAGAUGCUGGAGGGAGAAGAGUGCCCUGUCAUUCCAAAAAAUCCUUUCGUUUCCUCCGGUUCAGGGGAAGCUGGGACCAUGCGGGGACUCUGGAACACGAAUCUAGAGGUUAUCGAGGAAUAAGUCCGAAUGCCUUUGCGCAGUAUGUCAUCUCUCCUUGACCGAAAUGGAUGUGCAACAGUGAGGAAGUAAGUAGAGCUGUGACUCUACCGGAAAAUAGCCUGAAUACGCUCCCACCCCUUAGUACUUACCUGUUGUAUCAGAUCCAGUAUAUAUUGAGGAAUUCCUUUCCUCUCGUAUUUGUAACUAGGAUAGUUGUAUAAUAUUGGAUUCUAUCUACUUAUUGGAAGUGU
Messenger RNA from Eucalyptus grandis, 4548 nucleotides. RefSeq lists its product as uncharacterized. Gene Ontology annotation, biological process: protein phosphorylation. NCBI's taxonomy places the organism in Eukaryota, Viridiplantae, Streptophyta, Magnoliopsida, Myrtales, Myrtaceae. The transcript is spliced from 4 exons. The coding region runs from base 113 to 4318 and encodes 1401 amino acids. Gene Ontology annotation, molecular function: protein kinase activity; polysaccharide binding; ATP binding. The record is from RefSeq and is a predicted model, not a curated record.